CGGUGGCCAAUCAAAUUGAAAUAUUUUCUUUAGGGUAUUCGAUUAUGGUGGUCCUGAAGACUAUAACAAUUGUUUUCCGAUAAGAUUUGAUAUAUGUAAAUAAACAAUCCCCAAAAAUGAAAGCUAGUUACGAUAGUCGUAGAAUUUACAGAAAAAGGCUACUUAUGUUUAUGGCCUGAUAAUGCAAAUGUUUUUAUUAUUUCAAGUGGCUUUUAGUAUGACUAUGUAAUGAUGCAAUGGUGUGGUUAUAAAUUUUAAGACUUUGGGGUCAAUUUGAUAAUACUAACCAAUAGUGGGGGGCUGACAAGAACGGAAACUCCAUGAUAUUUUUGCAGUCUAAAAAUCUUUUCAUCUCUCUUCUCUCCCUCCACUGAAAACUUCCCCACAAGAACUAACAAUAUGAUAAUGAGAAGCGCGUCGUCACUGGACCUUAACCUACGCGCCGCCCAGAAACCGUCUGUUCCACGGGUGGUAACCACGGCUCGAACCGUCUCUGCUUCUUCUCCUCGUGUUGCUAAACCGAUUACGAGAGCUUCUUCAGAUGGAAAUCUUUACAAGAUUCAGUCGCCGGAGAGUAGAACGAAAACGAUCAGCGUUUACCACGAAGAAACUGCGUCGUAUAGGGUUUUGGAAGGAUCUCGGCUCACCCAUGGAGGUUCCAACGGUGGAUUUGGUGGUAGAGGCGGAGAUGGUGCCGGAGGUGGCGGUGGAGUUGGAGGUGGGAACGUAGAUGGUUAUUAUGAAGAGAUGAUCCAACGUUAUCCCGGAGACACUCUUCUUCUCUCUAACUACGCUCGUUUCCUCAAAGAGGUUUGUUUUUGAUUGGUUGAAUCUACUAAUUCAUGUGAGACAGCGAUGUUGUCUGAGAAUGGAAGAGAUGGAGAGUUACUGUCUAUGUAUGGAGAUUUGAUAUGGAAAAAUCACGGAGACGGUGUUCGUGCUCACUCUUACUUUGAUCAAGCUGUUCAAUUUUCUCCUGAUGACUGUCAUGUUCUUGCGUCUUAUGCUCGGUUUCUAUGGGAUGCUGAAGAAGAAGAGGAAGAGGAAGAAAGUAAACAUGGAAACGGUUUCUCUUUCUCUACCUAUAACCCAUCAUCUGUGUCUUGACUCUUUGUGCUGAUGUUAAACCGGUGUAAUACAAUAAAAACUCAAGAGUCCGGUUUAAUCAGGAAAAUAUCUUCUGCAUACUGAAGCAGAUCGAUGCUAA
Arabidopsis lyrata subsp. lyrata is the source of this 1207-nucleotide messenger RNA. RefSeq lists its product as uncharacterized. NCBI's taxonomy places the organism in Eukaryota, Viridiplantae, Streptophyta, Magnoliopsida, Brassicales, Brassicaceae. The record is from RefSeq and is a predicted model, not a curated record. Gene Ontology annotation, molecular function: protein binding. The transcript is spliced from 3 exons.